Molecule: messenger RNA, 4262 nt
Organism: Maylandia zebra (zebra mbuna)
Lineage: Eukaryota; Metazoa; Chordata; Actinopteri; Cichliformes; Cichlidae
Source: RefSeq, a predicted model, not a curated record
AAGGGUUUUUCUGUUAUCUCUGUGGGAAUACCUAUGUGUAGCUUCAUAACCUGACUGGAGAGCAGCAUCAGGGUAAACAGAGCAGACAAAAUGGAAUUCAGAUUAGAUUAUCAAGAAACAAAUGAAGAAUUUGCAUUUGGAAGUCACUAACUUUUACGGAACUUGGGUGAAGACAUUUAUAUAAAUCGAGGGGUUUAAAGAAAGCAAUCUUCUCUGUUUUGGCCUGCAUGUUGCUUUCAGCUCUUGGAUAUCUUCUCUGAUAUUAUUAAGUUGAAUUUCAAUGCAAGGAUCUGUUAUUCCAAGUCUGAUCUUGGACAAACAAUGGAGGGGUUUGGGCAUGAGCACUUUCGAGAAGGAGAGAAUGAGAGCCAGCAAGCGGACUAUCGAAGAUUUGUAGGGGACACUCAGCGCUCAUGUAACAAUGUUUCAUCCCGGGAAUUAAAACGUUACGUCCGGCAAAGCUCACACGGUCAUGAAACUGCAGCUCAGCGAUACAAUGCCACACGGAUCCAGGCUGGUUUAGGCCCAGAGAGCAUGGCAGAUUACCUAAUAAGUGGUGGCACAGGCUACAUUCCCGAUGAUGGGCUCUCGGCACAGCAGCUCUUCUCCACUGGAGGUGGUCUAACAUACAAAUCUGACCAACAGUGUGUUGUCUCCGAUGGUCAAACGGCUGAAGAGCUAUGCUCUAAAGGAGAUGGGUUGACUUACAACGAUUUCCUGAUUUUACCUGGCUUCAUCGACUUUACCUCUGACGAAGUGGACCUGACAUCAGCACUGACUAGGAAGAUUACAUUGAAAACCCCUCUCAUUUCCUCCCCCAUGGACACUGUGACAGAGUCGGCCAUGGCAAUAGCUAUGGCGCUAAUGGGAGGCAUUGGCAUUAUUCACCACAACUGCACACCAGAAUUCCAAGCCAACGAGGUCCGCAAGGUCAAGGCUAUGAGGUUCGAACAGGGUUUUAUUACAGACCCAGUUGUUAUGAGUCCACGCCACACAGUCGGGGAUGUGUUUGAGGCCAAAGUUAGACAUGGUUUCUCUGGUAUUCCUGUCACAGAGACAGGAAAAAUGGGCAGCAAACUGGUGGGUAUUGUCACCUCCAGAGAUAUCGACUUCCUCUCUGAGAAAGACCGUGGCAAGCCUUUGGAGGAGGCUAUGACUAAGAGGGAGGAGUUGGUAGUGGCUCCUGCUGGUGUUACACUAAAAGAAGCCAAUGAUAUUCUGCAGCGCAGCAAAAAAGGCAAGCUUCCCAUUGUAAAUGAUAACGAUGAACUGGUGGCCAUUAUUGCCAGAACGGAUCUAAAGAAGAACCGGGAGUACCCCCUCGCCUCCAAAGACUCACGCAAACAGCUUCUCUGUGGUGCUGCUAUCGGAACCAGGGAGGACGACAAAUACAGACUGGACCUGCUGGUGCAAGCUGGAGUUGAUGUCGUUGUACUGGACUCCUCGCAAGGCAACUCGGUGUAUCAGAUCAACAUGAUAAACUAUAUUAAGCAGAAGUAUCAAGAAUUACAAGUGGUGGGAGGAAAUGUGGUCACAGCAGCCCAGGCCAAAAAUCUGAUUGAUGCCGGCGUGGAUGCUCUGAGAGUCGGCAUGGGCUGCGGCUCCAUCUGCAUCACACAAGAAGUCAUGGCAUGUGGACGACCCCAGGGGACCUCUGUGUACAAGGUGGCAGAGUAUGCUAGGCGUUUCGGUGUGCCAGUCAUCGCUGACGGUGGCAUUCAAACUGUGGGCCAUGUGGUGAAGGCUUUAGCUCUCGGUGCAUCAACUGUUAUGAUGGGCUCCUUGCUAGCAGCCACAACUGAGGCUCCUGGAGAGUACUUCUUUGCAGACGGUGUGCGACUGAAAAAGUAUCGUGGUAUGGGCUCCCUGGAUGCAAUGGAGAAAAGCACAAGCAGUCAGAAACGCUAUUUUAGUGAGGGUGACAAAGUGAAAGUAGCCCAGGGUGUGUCGGGCUCAGUCCAGGACAAGGGUUCCAUUCACAAGUUUGUACCAUACCUGAUAGCAGGAAUCCAACAUGGGUGCCAAGAUAUUGGGGCAAAGAGUCUUUCCGUCCUUCGUUCCAUGAUGUACUCUGGAGAGUUGAAGUUUGAGAAGCGCACCUUAUCUGCACAGGUGGAGGGUGGUGUUCAUGGUCUCCACUCAUUUGAGAAGAGGCUUUACUGAACAGGGGUGUGACAUGUGGAUCACCCAGUGCACAGGACCUUCCCAAUCUUACAGUGACCAAAUGUUAUAUCGCUACUUCUGCUAGAACACAUGCCGCCAACUACACCCCCUCUGCAGCAUCAUAUUCACUGUUGCUCUUUCUGAUCUUACCCGGCUGGUCUAGAGGGAGGGGGGGAAAAGAAGGGGGAGGAGGGGCAUCGCAGCGAAGUGUGAAUUUUCAAACUGACACCUAACUCUCUGAACACCUUGGAUUUUGCACUUAAGAAGCAGAGCAUCAGGGUCUUUGGAAAAACACACACACCUGUAUCACAGCUAUACAGCCCGAUCCCAGUUAUAUGUGCGUGUCGAUGGCAGUGAGAGAACAAAGGGGUUGAAUUAAGAAUAGUGUGCUUGAAUGUGUGAUAUAGUUUUGUGUAUGUGUGUGUGUGUGGGGACAGACAAAGUGAAGGUGCGCUAUGUUUAUUUGUCCUGUUUCUGUUAGUGAGCUGACAACAGUCAUUGUGCGCAGGUCCCAUCAGCAUCCUUUUUUUUGUCUUUAUUUCUUAAUUUCCCCCUGAUGUUUACCUGCGAGUUGCCUCAAACAUCCCAUUUUGGAACCAGAAUAAUACACACAUGCAAACAACAAGAGAAACACUUCUGCUCUAUUUGUGCAGCGUGGCAGUCGAUCACGGCAAACAUCAUUACAGGUAUGCGCUGCACGAAGAGUAGCCGCUUAUAGUUGAGCAUUCAUUCACUCGGUGUAUCGUGCAGUCAGAAAUACACGGCCAUGGUAGUCAUCUGGUCAAGUUUGUCUCCUCCAGUGUCAACAGUAGAUGGAGGUCAGACCUGCAACCUUUUUAUCUUCGUGAAUAUUCAUUUACCCCUUAGACAUACUGAGCCGAAUAACCAGUGUCCCAUCUCGAUGUGUAGUGUUCAUGUGUUGAGCAAGGAGAGGACCAAAAUCCGAAGAUCAGGUAUAUUUAAAGGAGAAAAAAAACAAUAAAAAUGUGUCAAUCAAAAAUAGUUGAGUUUUUUUGCCCGUACUUUGAAUACUUUUAGAUAUAUUAAAAACAACAAAAGCUUUAUAUUAAACCUGUAUAGUCUCGGGGAGGGGGGCUUUGAAAUGAGCAUGAAGAGUUUUUGAUAUGCAUGUUUCUUUUUUCACUAAGCCAAACAUGGCCGUAUUUAUAUUCUGCGUUAAUUGCAUACAUACUGCCAAGUGUAUUUACACUUCGUUUGACACUUCUUUUAUAAGUUAAAAACCAAAAUUGGUGCAACAAGUUGCUUCUCACUUGUUUGUUCCUGCUCUUUUCACGUCGUGGCAUAGUUUCUCGGAGUCUUAAAGUGUCUUUUCACUGGAGACAUGCCUUGAAACGGGGGUGGGUAACAGCUGUAAGACGGCUAUGUGAAAAUGCAUUGAAAUGCAUAAUGUUACAGACCUUCUUGACUCCAUUUCUUGCUUUGAAACAGUCUCAUUGUUUGUUUUUAUCGUUAAGCUUAUGUAGGAGUAGGUUUAUUUUCUAACAUUUUCAUACAAAGUUAUGUUUUUGUUUUUUGUGGCCCAGAGUGUAAGCAAGAAUUGUUUUCCUAACUGGCUAAUGUAUUACACCCUGCGCAGGGUUCACUUGACUAACAUGAUCUUGCAGCUGGGCUGAAUUGCAAAAAGUACAUUAAAAUAUAUGGAGACUUGUAUACCUGUAGUUGGAAAUGACUGCUGCUUGUUUUCAGUUUCCCCACCUAAAGUUGUAAUUCAGGUUUUUAAAACGUCUUAAGUUGUCAAGUACAGAGUCCUGUUGGUCCAUCUAAAAAGGCACAAAUACAGUUAUUUGAAGUAGUUUUUUUUUGUUUGUUUGUUUGUUUUUUGCCUUAUCAGCCUCACAAGCGUUGCCAAAACACAGCGGUUGCUUAUGCAACUUGCAAUCUAAAUGACAAGAUAACUGCAAUUUAAUUUUUUUUAAUUUUAAUUUUUUUAGAUGGACUAAAAAGACUUUGUAUGUAGUAAAUCGUUUAGGGGAAUUUGAGGACUGUUGUGUCAGAACAUGUUUACAGUAAAACACUCGACAGAGGAACGUUGCUUUUGCUGUUCAUCAAAGUAAAAAGAAUAAAUGAAUAAAACCAUG